CCAAAUUUCGCAUCGUCAACGUGGAGUACUCCACUUGAUUCCCUGCUCUCUUUCCAGACACCUCACUACAAGUGGUGGAGCACUUGACUCUUUCAUCUCAACAAUCGACAUGACCGGCUCAGGCAGCUAGCCCACCGAAAAGGCAGAAAAGAAACCAUGCCCCAGCAACAUGACUCGUCUGAAGGCGAUGGGAAGAUAAGUUCGUUUUGGGAUCUAAGAUUCAAUUCUCAAGGGUCUAUGACCUGGGAAAGUGAAAACAAGACAUCCCGCGAAAUAUGCAGGGAAGUCGGAUCAGCAGGCUUGGUCGAGUUCUUCAUGACCAAGUCUGAGAACACCAACCGACUUGCGCUCGAGGUAGAGGUAGUUAUGAAUUUCUGUCCAGAACAUAUCCUGGAAGAGUUAGAGUCUGCCUGUCCACUGGCUACGGUGAAGAAUGUCUCACUCCUCGAUGACCGGACGAAUGACGACACCGACAGGCCCUCAAUUUCCCGAGGGUAUCUUGGACCUCUCAAUGCAUAUAAACUCUACCUGGAGUUGCAAAAGAGGCGAUUCCGAUGCCAGAAAUCCGAUACCCAGACUGGGUCAGACGGGACGCAGCUACAGCCAGAUGCCGAUCGUCGUCUGAUAUUCGUUACAAACCUGGACCCUUGGACGAUGAUGGCCAUCAUGGCAACAGCAUCACUCCAUCAAGUCGGGGCAUUAGGAACAAGUUUCUACCGGCACUUGGCCUUUGAAAGCUUCAUUGGCAGCCACUGUCCAUCUAAUGGACUUUCAACAUUCUUCCAAACAUUUCGACUGGCUUUUGAUCUGCCAUACUAUGUGUUUAGACGGGCGGCACGCCGUAAACCACCACAAGACCACCGAGGCAGAGGCCCCAACGCCACUCACAGAGAGGCUACAGACUUAUCUUUCCUUACAAGGAUACCGGCUGGAUCCCCGCCUCGUUUCGAGCUCGAAUACCUUUGCCAAGCCCAAGUAUCUGUACUGAUUACAGGAUCUGAUCCUUGGAGAUGGGUUGCGUACUGCUUUGUCGACAACUACUUUGACCAAGAGGAUACUGGGGACAGCCCCGACGUCUAUGACGAGGACAGAGAAGUCGACGAGGAUACGGGUGUCUGUCAUAUCCAACCCGACCCUCUCACAGCCGGAGGUCUGGACGCCAAUUUUCCAAUCAAAGGUCCGCGCGAAUACUUUUUAGCUGUUUUACAGGCACGGCUGCGAGAUAUCAGGGUCGAAUGGCAGAAGUUAGUGAGCGAACUGGAAACGCUGAUUGGUAAAUAUAUUCAGCCUGGUCCCAUCCAGACGACGACAACAACGCAUCAUGCCUCACCCAAUUGCCAUGAUAUCCCCACCAUCAUGAAUUCCCAUGUAUGGGCUGACCAGACCACGGCGCUUCUUAGAAAGCUAGCCCAGAACCUCAAAAUGACAAUCAAGCAGUUGGAGUCUUUUGAAGCUGACAAAGUAUUUUCAACAGUCGCUGAGCGAGCAGCCAUCAGCUACAUCCCCACCAUCCGCGAGAUCACGGAAGACUUUAGGAAGUACCAACAAAAAUUGGAAUUUCUCACCGAUGACUGCGAUUACUAUCAGAAGAGGGUAAGACACGAACUCACAUUCCAACUGAGCUACGUGGGGGCGAAUGAUGCGAAAGCCCAAGCCAUCAUGGCAGCUUACGGGCAAACGAUGACAUUCGUAAUGCUGUUUUUCUUCACACCCAUCGCACUCGCCGCUAGUGUGUUAUCGAUGCAGCCAAAAGUUAUACCCGCCCCGCUGAGACUAGAUGGCACGUCGUUCAUCAUCUUGGUCAUCAUCUUCAUGGUGUUGAUAUGGUCUGCCGUGGGCGUACGGCUGAACUGGGAGCGAAUCACGCAGAGCUUGAGACGUAUUCUCAAACCAGAUCCAGACCGUAGGGAUCUAGAAUAUCAGGAAGAUUGAAAAGGAAGUAGAUAUCGCAAAAGAAUAAAAAU
This is a messenger RNA of Ilyonectria robusta, 1964 nucleotides long. RefSeq lists its product as uncharacterized. Lineage: Eukaryota; Fungi; Ascomycota; Sordariomycetes; Hypocreales; Nectriaceae. The transcript has 7 exons. Bases 157 to 1932 code for a protein of 591 amino acids. The record is from RefSeq and is a predicted model, not a curated record.